Messenger RNA from Notothenia coriiceps (black rockcod), 445 nucleotides. Its product is annotated as CMRF35-like molecule 3. Bases 27 to 377 code for a protein of 116 amino acids. The record is from RefSeq and is a predicted model, not a curated record. Lineage: Eukaryota; Metazoa; Chordata; Actinopteri; Perciformes; Nototheniidae. Gene Ontology annotation, molecular function: transmembrane signaling receptor activity. Gene Ontology annotation, cellular component: plasma membrane. The transcript is spliced from 2 exons.
AUCAAGUUUAUUCCUUUCCUGCAGGUAUGACAGUGGAGAACAGCCGCCUGAGUGGGGAAGAAGGGAGUAGUGUCACAGUUGAAUGCCAAUACAGCGAGAGAUACAGAGAGAGUGAGAAGAAGUGGUGUCGGAGUGGAAACUGGAGCUCCUGUCUGUUGGCGGGAUCUGAAGGGAGCAAUGACUCUUCAGUGGACAUCAAAGAUGACAGAUCUGGGUCUUUCACCAUAACCUUUAAGAAGCUUCAGAUGAGGGAUACAGGCUGGUACUGGUGCUCUGCGGGACUUCAAAAGAUGCCCGUGCAUGUGCAGGUCAAACCACGACCCAUGACUAGUAGGUUGACAAAUCCAAAUGAAUAUAUCAAGUUAAACUUUAUAUGAACACAGGAUAGAAUUUAAAAUUCUUCUUCUCGCCUACAAAGCCCUUAAUGGGCAGGCGCCAUCUUACC